Messenger RNA from Diprion similis, 2188 nucleotides. It is a transcript of the gene wg, whose product is annotated as protein Wnt-1-like. Gene Ontology annotation, cellular component: extracellular region. The transcript has 4 exons. Gene Ontology annotation, molecular function: frizzled binding; cytokine activity. The record is from RefSeq and is a predicted model, not a curated record. Bases 950 to 2146 code for a protein of 398 amino acids. Gene Ontology annotation, biological process: multicellular organism development; cell fate commitment; canonical Wnt signaling pathway. NCBI's taxonomy places the organism in Eukaryota, Metazoa, Arthropoda, Insecta, Hymenoptera, Diprionidae.
GUUUCGUCGAGUACCGUUCAACCGAGCACACAAGACACGCACACGCACACGCACACGCACACGCACACGCACACGCAGGCAGCAUAUAGCCGCAGCCUCCAUUUUCGCGGUCCAACCGGUGUCGGAGUUGGUCGAAAAAAGGAACAACUAGUACCUACAGGGAGCCGCGGGAGCGGAAAGACGCGAAACCGAGGAAACUGGUUCAUUCAUCCCUCGAGGAGCCGGAGGAGCCCAACGGUUUACCUGGACAUCGGGUGACCAGGAGGGAGCCGGAAGGGGGGUCGCCCUCCCUUCUCCCACUAUUACACAGGGCGGGUGAGCUGCACCACCCCUUAUGCUUCGGUAGGGGCGCGUUUCGCUGCCAAAGCCAAACCCGUCACAGUCAAACUACAACCGUUCACACCGAGAGUUGGGCUCGUGCCGAUUGAACGCCGCAUGCAGCCUGGCAGUCGAGUCUUCGCCGAUCGUUUUCACCCGACAACCUCGGAGGGCUGUUGCUAAAUACUUUUUCCACACCUGCGCACCCCCACCAGACUCUCGCCCUCGUUCGUUGCAAAGAUACCGCCUUCGACUCAUUCGACACACCUCUGAAAGGGCCUUCGGUUUUAUCGAUAAGACAGAUACGGCGCCGAGCUGAGACGUGCCCUUGUUUCAUUUAGCUUUUCUACAAUCUUUUUUUUUUCUCACAUUCCGAUAACAUCUGCAUCAAACCGACACUGCGACGACGUCGAGGAAUAGAAAGCUGUUAACGUGCCGGAAGAAUUACUCGCACUAUUCCACCUUCGGGGGACAGUGUAUAAUCGUCGAUUGAGUGCGCGAUAAUAUACACGACUCUGAUGGCCCAGUGAUGUUCCUUUGAUAUACUUGGAGUUGGGUUGCCGGGCUGGUGCGAGAGUGAGUCAGUGACAUUGUGCUACAGGACGAAACCGCGACACAACCCUCAGGAAAGAUGAAACUUUGGAUGUUGUUCGGAGCCUUGGCAGUAGCUCUCCCAGUCCUACCCGCGGAUAUCACCAGAAAUAAAAACAGGGGACGCGGCUCGAUGUGGUGGGGUAUCGCGAAGGCUGGAGAACCGAAUAACUUUCCACCAGUAUCACCCGCCGUAACACAUAUGGAUCCAGCGAUCCAUGCAACUCUCAGACGAAAGCAGAGAAGAUUGGCACGAGAAAAUCCUGGAGUGUUGAUGGCUGUGGCGAGAGGAGCUAAUCAAGCGAUAGUCGAGUGUCAGCAUCAGUUUAGAAAUCGACGAUGGAAUUGUUCGACGAAAAAUUUUCUACGUGGAAAAAAUCUCUUUGGAAAAAUCGUUGAUAAGGGGUGCAGAGAGACCGCUUUCAUCUAUGCGAUAACCAGCGCGGCUGUAACUCACAGCAUCGCGAGGGCUUGCAGCGAAGGCAGCAUCCAGUCCUGCUCCUGCGACUACACCCAUCAGUCGAGAGCCCCGUCGGACGUGCGGGACUGGGAAUGGGGAGGAUGCUCGGACAACAUCGGUUACGGGUUCAAGUUCUCAAGGGAGUUCGUGGACACCGGUGAACGGGGACGAAACCUACGAGAGAAGAUGAACCUGCACAAUAACGAGGCUGGAAGAGCGCACGUCUCGUCGGAGAUGCGAAAAGAGUGCAAGUGCCACGGUAUGUCGGGUUCGUGUACCGUAAAGACGUGUUGGAUGCGUUUACCAAACUUCCGACUCGUCGGUGACAAUCUGAAGGAUCGAUUUGACGGUGCGUCCCGAGUGAUGGUCAGCAACUCGGACAGGGUUCGGGGCAACAGUAACAUGAUAACGAGCAACUCGGCGAGUAACUCGGUCCACGGACAUCGAGAGGGUCUGGGUCGUAAGCACAGGUACAACUUUCAGCUGAAACCUUACAAUCCGGACCACAAAUCCCCCGGCGUCAAGGAUUUGGUGUACCUCGAGCCAUCCCCAGCGUUUUGCGAGAAAAAUCCAAAACUGGGAAUACUCGGGACGCACGGUAGGCAGUGCAACGACACGAGCAUCGGCGUCGACGGUUGCGAUUUGAUGUGCUGCGGAAGGGGCUACAAGACACAGGAGGUCGUGGUCGUCGAGAGAUGCGCCUGCACCUUUCACUGGUGCUGCAAGGUGAAAUGCAAGCUCUGCAGGACUAAGAAAACUAUACACACCUGCUUGUAAGGUAGUGAGUGUGCGGAAGGAUGGCGUGAUAAUUGAUCGAGA